ACUCUUCUUCCCUGGUUUUAUAUCUCACCUCCCAAAAAUCCAGGGGCUUAUUAUUUGUCAACGUAUUCAAUUCCUUGAAGCUAUAUUAUCUUUCUUAUAUAAUUAGCGAAUCUCCAUCACCACCUCCUGCAUAAUCUCCUAGAAAUCUAACAAGACUUUCAAAUCCUGAUUUGUUUUUUGUGUACUCGAUCAGUUGGAAUCUAUAAGAAAGUAUAAAGAUGCGGAUGAGCUGUAAUGGAUGCAGGGUUCUUCGGAAAGGGUGUAGUGAGGAUUGUAGUAUAAGACCGUGUUUGGGUUGGAUCAAAUCCCCCGAAGCGCAAGCAAACGCAACAGUGUUUCUAGCCAAGUUCUAUGGCCGUGCUGGACUCAUGAACCUAAUCAACGCCGGUCCCGAGCACCUUCGUCCUGGGAUAUUCCGGUCGUUGUUGCAUGAAGCAUGCGGGAGGAUUGUGAACCCGAUCUACGGUUCGGUGGGGUUGUUAUGGUCGGGAAACUGGCAGCUUUGUCAAUCCGCCGUGGAGGCGGUGAUGAGAGGCGAACCGAUCACUGAGAUGGCCACGGAUGCGGCGACGAGCGGGCAAGGUCCGCCGCUGAAAAUGUAUGACAUCCGACAUAUCUCCAAGGACGAGAACUCCCCCGCUGCAGCUGCUGCUGGUUCAACCGAUCCGAAACGAGGAAAGAAAGCUCGCCGGGCUAAGCGGGUCGCCUCCGCUGCCGCCGUCGCUAAACCGGCGGAAUCAGAGGGGAAAUCCGCCGGGGGAGAAGGAGAAGCUAGUCACGACUCGUCGUUGAGUCACCAGUCUGAAGUUGUGGCUCCUCAUGAAGAAGAGAGCAAUAUCUCGGAGGUGAUGACAUUCUCUCCGACGGCUGUGCAAUGUUCCGGUGAGAUCAAACUCGACCUAACGUUAGGGCUGGAGCCGGCGUCACGCGCGGAUCACGUGGUGCCUGUUAAGAAGAGAAAGAUGGGCGUGUUUAGCACGUGGCAGGAAGAGAGUUCGUGUAAGACUGACCUUGUACUCUAAUUAUUCCUUUGAAGUUUUGCCCGUAUCAGCUCAGUUAUGAUACCAUAACUUUUCUUUUUGUUAUCUAUUUCUGCCUUUAAUUUGCAUCUUCCUUUGGUGAUGAAAGAUAGAGCAAUGUACAAACUUAUUUACAGAGUUAAAUUCAAGAUUGGCUAUAAGAGUUUACUUUUUUC
This is a messenger RNA of Raphanus sativus (radish), 1195 nucleotides long. RefSeq names its product LOB domain-containing protein 41-like. The coding region runs from base 219 to 1022 and encodes 267 amino acids. Gene Ontology annotation, biological process: regulation of gene expression. The record is from RefSeq and is a predicted model, not a curated record. Lineage: Eukaryota; Viridiplantae; Streptophyta; Magnoliopsida; Brassicales; Brassicaceae. The transcript is spliced from 2 exons.